AAUAACACUUGAUUCGUUUUCUUCACGUUCUGGAGAGUGUGCAACUUUCUCAGGAUAUUCUGUUCUGUAGAUGGGAUGGAAUCUGAAUUACCUUUCCGUGCAGAAUAUGCAAUAACUGGAAGAUCUUCUUGUAAGAAAUGCAAACAAAAGAUUGAAAAGAAUUCCUUACGAAUUGCAGUAAUGGUGCAGUCACAGACUUUUGAUGGAUAUUUAGCUUUGUGGUAUCACUGGGAAUGCUUUUUUAUGGUAAAAAAACGACUACACAGUAUUUCACAAAUUGCUAAUUUUGAUAAUCUUCGCUUGGAAGACCAAGAAAAAAUUAAAAAUCAAAUAGCCAAAUUUCUUAGCAAUGACGUUUCAAAUAAUGGAGUUGCAAGUUCAGCUAACUUGUAUUUUUCUGUCGAAUAUGCCACAUCAAGCAUAUCAGUAUGUAGAAUAUGUGAACAAAAGAUUUCAAAGGGCGAAAUAUGCAUUUUAAAGCUAGACAACGAUUCUGCCAAACAGCAUGAUGGACAUUCUCUAGCAUUUCAUCACGUUGAUUGCUUCGUUCAGAAGAAAGAGGAGUUGGGAUUUUUUGAUUCUACUGAGAAAUUGAUAGGAUACAGUGAUUUAAAGAAAGCUGAUCAAGAAAUGCUGGAAAAUAUAUUUGUUUGCCAAUUAACACAAAAAUUUACAAAUAAAGGAAAAGUUUUCAAGACGAAGGAAGAGAAGCCUAAUGAUAAACAAACUAAAAUUUUAGAAGAACAAAAUAGACUAUUUUUUGACAUGAGGGAUAAAAUCCAACAAAGACUGACAAAGAAAUGGAUGCAAUCUCUUUUGGAACAUAACAGGCAAUAUAUACCUACAGAAGAGAACAAGUUGCUGGAUCAUUUAGCUGAUUGCUUGGCGUUUGGAGCUCUUGAGAUUUGCCCAGAUUGCAAGACUGAAUCCCUUAGUUUCAUGAAAAAUAAAUAUAUUUGUAGUGGAUAUUUAAACGAAUGGACGAAAUGCCAGUUUGAAACUGAAUUCCCUGAACGCAAGGAAUUUGAGAUACCUCAUUACCUUCAACAUCUGCUUAUCGAUUACAAAUCUGUUGUGAAGAAAAGAUUGUUAGCAACAACUGGUGAUAACCUUCCCAUCAAACAUUUAUCUUUAGAUAAAGUGAAAAUUGUUUUACUUGGAAAUCUUGCAUCUCCAGAAAGCGAAGUACGAAAGCCGCUUCAAGAAUUAGGAGCUAAAGUUCAAAAAACACUUAGUGACAAAGUGAAUUUGUGUGUAAUUUCACCAAGAGAACUAGAAUCAAAUAUAUCUAAAAUUAGCAAAGCUCAAGCUUUAAAUAUAAAUGUCGUUUCGGAGGAUUUCAUAAAAGAUUUAAAAGAAGGAUCUUCUUUUGUGCAAGCUGUUCAGAAGAAUUUGCUAUCUUCUGGGAAUGAUAGACCUGCUAAAAAAUUUGGAUCGAAUCUAGAUCAAGGAAAACAGAAAUCAGAAGAUUUGCCUAAAAAAGCGACGGUUACUGUUAAAGGAGCUGCAGCAGUUGAUAUAGAAAGUGGACUUCAGCAGACUUGUCAAGUGUAUCAGAAGGAAGGAGAAGUCUACAGUACAGUGCUUGCGUAUGUUGAUGCCUCAGAAGGCAAAAAUUCUUUUUAUAAACUUCAGAUUUUGCAAUCGUAUUCUGGAUCAAGUUAUUACCUUUUUAGACAAUGGGGAAGAGUAGGCACUGAAAUUGGUGGGAAAAAAGUCGAAAGCUUUUAUGAUGAUGUUGAAAGGGCAAUCCAUGCAUUUAAAAAGUUAUUCUAUGAACAGACGGGAAACCGUUGGUGGAACCGAAAGAAUUUUCAAAAGUAUCCUGGCCGCAAGUAUCCAUUAGAACUUGAUUUCGGGCAGGAUAGCCCAGAGGUGCAGCAGAAGCUGAAGCCAGGAGAAAACUCGAGAUUAUCAAAACCAGUAAAAGAACUGGUUUGUUUAAUUUUUGAUGAAGAUGUAUUGAUGAAUACUAUGAUCGAGUUUGAGAUUGAUCUGAAGAAAAUGCCACUUGGCAAGAUUUCUGAAAAACAAAUCGCUAUGGCGUAUGGAAUUCUCGGAGAAGCCCAACAGAUUCUGGCAAGAGGUGGGAGCAAAUCCAAAAUAACUGAAGUCUCGAAUCGAUUCUUCACCUUAAUUCCUCAUAACUUUGGAUUGAAGAAGCCGCCUUUAUUGGACAACGAAUCUAUAAUAAACAACAAAAUUGAAAUGUUGGACUCCCUCUUACAAAUCGAGAUAGCCUACAGCAUUAUUAAGGGAGACGGGGAGGAUGAAGACCCUAUUGAUGUCCAUUAUAGAAAUCUGAAAGCGGAUAUCGAAAUUGUAGAAAAGGACACAGAUGAGUACUUGCUAAUCGAAAUAUACCUUAAGAACACUCAUGCGCCAACCCAUAGCCAAUACGGUUUAGAUAUUAUAGAGGCAUUCAGAAUAAACCGACACGGCGAGAGUGAAAAGUACAACAAAUUCAAGAACCUGCAUAACAAGAAACUUCUUUGGCAUGGCUCCAGGCUGACUAAUUUUGUGGGAAUUUUGUCUCAGGGCCUGCGUAUAGCUCCACCAGAAGCCCCAAGUACUGGUUACAUGUUUGGAAAAGGCGUCUAUUUUGCUGAUAUGGUGUCUAAAAGCGCCAAUUAUUGCAGAACAAGGGACUCCAUUGGUUUAUUGCUUCUAUGUGAAGUGGCUUUAGGAAAUAUGUACCAAAAAACUAGCAGCGAGUACAUUGAGAAGUUACCUGAAGGAAAACAUAGUACCUUAGGUAUGGGUACUACAAUACCAGAUCCGAUGGAAAAAUUUUAUAUUGGUGAUGUCGAAGUACCUUAUGGAACACCAGUGCGGAGAACAGAUAUUUCAAAUAGUCAACUCCAAUAUAACGAAUACAUCGUUUAUGAUACCAAUCAAAUCAAUAUCAAGUAUCUGUUGAAAGUUAAUUUCAGUUCGACUCGAUAUUAAUCGAGAAAAAGACAACAAAUUCUAGAAGAAAAAAAAGAGAAGAAACAGCAUUAAUAAGGAUCUGAACAUGCCUGGGAACCAUGUUUAUAAAAAUGAUGUUGGCAAUCUAUAUACGAUAUUUGAUAAAUGUUUGCAAAGAUAAAUGCAAAAUGUAAUUGAAAGCUAUUUAUGUAUCCAGUGCUUUUAUCACAUGGAUUUAAUAACAACAAAAAUUGUCUAAUAUGAAGAAGAUGAGAAGCUUAAUAAAAAAAUGUUUUAUCCAAAAUUAUGUAUUAAGAACACCUAAAUCUAAAAACAGAUGCAAUAAAAGACAGAAGUUCUUAAGCUUUGUUUUUAUAUGGCAGUUUUAAUCCACAACAAAUAAAUAAACCUGAAGCAUUUUUGAUGGAUAAUAAAUAUACUUUUAUAAAAUAUAAUAAAAUGUAUACAUUUAAAAUUAUAAUUAAAAACUUAUAAAUUUAAAAUAUUAAUAAUCUUAUUAAUAAAUGCAAUUAUAAUAAAACUUCAAAAUAAAGAGUA
Messenger RNA from Argiope bruennichi, 3468 nucleotides. Its product is annotated as poly [ADP-ribose] polymerase 1-like. The coding region runs from base 76 to 2949 and encodes 957 amino acids. The transcript is spliced from 25 exons. The record is from RefSeq and is a predicted model, not a curated record. Gene Ontology annotation, cellular component: nucleus. Gene Ontology annotation, molecular function: zinc ion binding; NAD+ poly-ADP-ribosyltransferase activity; DNA binding. Lineage: Eukaryota; Metazoa; Arthropoda; Arachnida; Araneae; Araneidae.